AUGAAGAGAGUGCUCCUCACCUCGUCGCAAGUCUCCAUUAUCCUGACGAGCAUUGUCAUUUUCUUGUGUACUCUGGCGCUGUUCCUCAGUGGUUAUGUCAUUCAGCAACGGACAGUCAACGAUUUGCGCGAGGCAAUCCGGCCGCGGAUAAGGCCCGUGACGAAGCCACACCUGCCAGAGCGCUUCAAGGCACGCAUCACAGAGCUGGAGGACGGGUCUAUUGUGUUCUACGAAAGCGAGGCAGACGAAGAAGCCCGCGCACAGCGACAGCACAUUGAGAUCCCCGUAUCGACAAAUGACAAGGCGCCAGCGGAACCCAACGAGGCGCGAAUCGACCAGGAGGAAGAAAUGAAAAAGGCGACGCAGAAGCAGCGACAGAUGCUGCAGGACAUUCAGAGCAAAAUCGCCCAGCAGUCGUGGGCAGUGGAGAACCCAGACCCUUGGUCGAAGAGCAAAGUGCCUGUCGACGCAGUGGAGCGCCGUCAAAUGAUUAGAGAUGAAUUGAAGCGUCUCUCUAUGAGCGACGGGCCUGUUCCUUGGUCUAAGCGUAUCUGGUACUAG
Molecule: messenger RNA, 561 nt
Organism: Akanthomyces muscarius
Lineage: Eukaryota; Fungi; Ascomycota; Sordariomycetes; Hypocreales; Cordycipitaceae
Exons: 2
Coding region: 1-561 (186 amino acids)
Source: RefSeq, a predicted model, not a curated record